Messenger RNA from Dromiciops gliroides (monito del monte), 1688 nucleotides. It is a transcript of the gene SH2D2A, whose product is annotated as SH2 domain containing 2A. The record is from RefSeq and is a predicted model, not a curated record. Lineage: Eukaryota; Metazoa; Chordata; Mammalia; Microbiotheria; Microbiotheriidae. The coding region runs from base 63 to 1232 and encodes 389 amino acids. The transcript is spliced from 9 exons. Gene Ontology annotation, cellular component: cytoplasm.
CACACAACUAUACACCUGCUCUGGGUCGGGGGGAGGGGGUUCAGUCUCACAAAACCCCUUUCAUGGAGAUACCCAUAGAUCAGACACCUCCUCAAGGAGAAUGGAAAGAACCUGCCCCAACUUUCAGUACUUUCCGCCCAAAAUAUCCAACCCGGAAGAGCAGAAGAAGCAUGGCACUGCCUAGUUUGCCUCAGGCAUUGGAAGAUGUCCCCUCCAACCACACCAAGGUUUCUCUCCAAAGCCAGGGGACUAUGCCUAUCCCAGGCAAUACCAAGAAAGCUGAGGAAAUCCCUGGGCUAGGGGGACCAUCCCUUCAGGCUGAGACCAGGGCCUGGUUUCAGGAGACCCAGGCACCCUGGUUCUUGCAUGAUGGGGAAGCCCCAGUCUGGUUCCAUGGCUUUAUCACUCGAAGGGAGGCCGAGAGAUUGCUGGAAAACAAACCCCCAGGCUGCUACUUGGUGCGGUUUAGCGAGAGCGCAGUGGCCUUUGUGCUGACUUACAGGAGCCGCAGCUGCUACCGCCACUUCCUACUGGCCCAGCUGGAAGAUGGGCGCCACGUGGUGCUGGGCGAGGACAGUGCCCACGAGCGGCUCCCGGACCUGCUGCGGCACUAUACCCUGUGUCCACUCAGCCCCUACGGGGAGCACCUCACUCAGCCCUGUAUCCGUCAGACCCCUGCCCCAGCCGGUAUCUCCAUGCAGAUAGAAAACUCAGAAUCCAGGAGCGAGGGCAGAAAUGGAGCCACCCAGUACAGCUCAGUCCACAAACAGGAAGCAGCCCCAAGCCCUGUGAAGAAGGACAAUCCUGGACCCAGGGAGUCAGAGGAGCUGCCGAGGCUCAAGCCCCCUAUCCCAACCAAGCCCCAGAUCCGCCCCGAGCUCUACUCCACUCCAGCCCCAAAGGGGUCCCACCCUGCUCCACGCCCUGUGCCCCCUCAUCCCAUCUACCAAGAGCCAGAGGAGCCCAUCGCCUUCUAUGCCAUGGGCAGAGGCAGUAAAAGGGAUGGCCCUGCCAAUGUCUAUUCAGAGGUUGCUCCAUUACCCCUCCAGCACCACUUCCUCCGGAAGUGCCAGUCUCGGCCUGUCACAGUAACCCAGACUCUAGAUCAAGGCACUACCUCCUCCCUCCAGCACCAGCCUCCCCAGGGGCAUACUCUCCCACAUAACUUUUCUCGACAGGUCCCCCAGGACCGGGGACUGGUGCAGCUUCUCCUGGGGUCCAAUAAACAUUGACUAGAGUACGUCAAGCUUUUUGGAUUGGAGAUCUCAUCGGAGUGCAACCCCAAUCCUCUGCCACACCAUGAGACCAUAGCCACUUGCCCCCUGCCAGGCUGCAUCAUCUCCAUCCUGGAUUCCAAGCCUCAGAGACCACAUCUAUAGACAACGCCUCUCCUCCCCCCUCCCGGAGGGCUCAGAGGUCAGAUACCUAGGUUCCCUCAGCCACCCUCUACCCCGUGAAAGACUUUCACCAGCUCUCUCUUAAGAGGAUGAGAAGAGCCAAAGCCAAAGCGCUUUGAAAUCCUCUGAGGUGUCUCGGUUUCUCUUCCUGAAGCCCAGCUUCCUUGGCCCCAAAGCCUUUGUGUCUGGGCCUCAGUCCAAUGCUGCUGUUUUCCAAAGGAAUGGUGUGAUGGGAACAGACGCUGAGGUGUUGUUUUUUGGUUCUUGUCUGGCUAAUAAAUCAUCACUAUA